CGCGCGCAGGCUGAAGCUAGCGAUGACAGGGUCCGGACAGCGAAGUGGUGAGUCCUCCUUUUCAUCUAGAAAAAUGGCAGUGUUGAAGAAGUUAAAACUUCUUCUCUGGAAAAAUAUUACCUUAAAGAAGCGGAAGACUCUGGUAACAAUCAUUGAACUCUUGAUGCCAUUACUAUUUUCUGCAAUUGUAUUGUAUCUUCGUUUCAACAGUGUGCCAAGAAAAAGACCUUCUACUAACUAUAGUGCAGUUGAUAUCAAUUUACUGCCAGAAUUCUUCCAUAAUUUUCCUUUGAAAAAUAAAUUUCAACUGGUUUAUAUUCCUUCCAAAAGUGAAACUUUGAAGGCUGUCAUUGAAAUGGCGGGACAAAGCUUUGAUGUUGAGUUUGAAGUUUUAGGCUAUUCUUCCGUGACUUUGUUUGAAAAUUACAUAAUCAAUGAUCCCAAAGCUUUCUACAUAUUGGCAGGAAUUGUUUUUAACCAUACCUUCAGUGACAACAAUGAACCUUUGCCACUUGCGGUUAAAUAUCACUUGCGCUUCAGUUCCAUUCAGAGGAAUUAUUUAUUUAGAAGUCUAUUUUUUGACGAUAAUCUACAAGGCUGGUGCACAUCCUUUCUUUAUCCUCCUAACCCACGCCAAGGACCCCGGGAAUUUGCCUAUGCUGAUGGAGGAAGCCCUGGAUACCACCAAGAAGGCUUCCUGGCCAUACAACAUGCUGUAGAUAAAGCUAUCAUGUGGCACCAUGCUCACAAUGUAACAACCAACAUGUUUAAAAGUCUCAAUGUUCUUGUGAAGAGAUUCCCAUUUGGACCCUAUGUCGAGGACAGGUUCUUUCUAGUUCUGCAGAAUGAGUUCUCUCUGCUUCUCAUGCUCAGCUUCAUCUGCAUCGAGCUUAACAUCAUCAAUUCCAUUGGACUGGAGAAAGAGAAAAGGCUCAAGGAGUACAUGUGCAUGAUGGGACUUGAAAGUUGGCUGCACUGGGUUGCUUGGUUUAUUAUAUUCUUCAUUUGUGUCUUCAUUGCUGUUUCUUUCAUGACCAUUAUCUUCUGCAUGAAGGUGGAAAAUGUGGCAGUGUUCACGAAUAGUGACCCUAGUUUGAUAUUUGUUUUCCUCAUGUGUUUUGCUAUUGCCACAAUUUUCUUUGCCUUCAUGGUCAGCACAUUCUUCCAAAGAGCCCAUGCUGGAACUGCCUUAGGAGGCAUCAUUUUCUUCUUCACCUACCUCCCGUACCUGUACCUCAGUUUCAGCUAUACUCAGAGAAGCUUCUUCCAAAAAAUUAUCUCUUGUCUCUUUUCAAAUGUUGCCAUGGCAAUGGGAGUCCGACUCAUCUCCAUGUUUGAAGCAGAAGGCACAGGCAUCCAAUGGAGGAACAUGGGCAAUGUAAGCGGAGAGUUUAACUUCACUCAGGUACUGCUGAUGCUACUACUGGACUCUUUCUUAUAUGGCUUGGUGGCCUGGUAUGUGGAGUCCAUCUUCCCAGGAAAGUAUGGUACACCCAAGCCUUGGUACUUCUUUGCCCUGCCCUCCUACUGGCAUGGAAAACCUAUACCUGCUACACGAUCACUGCUGAAUAUGAGAGAUCCUGUAAAAGCUCUGAAAAGUGAGUUUAUUCAGAAAGAGCCUACUGAUUUGAUCAAAGGAAUUGAAAUUCAGGAUCUGUACAAGGUGUUUCACAGAGGAAGGACUAAGCACAUAGCAGUCAAAGGUCUGACCAUGAAUCUAUACAGAGGACAGAUCACUGUUCUUCUGGGACAUAAUGGAGCAGGGAAAACCUCCACCUGCUUCAUGCUCAUAGGUCUUAUUCCCCCUACCAGUGGACAGGCUUAUGUCAACGGAUAUGAAAUUUCACAAGACAUGUUUCACAUUAGGAAGAGCUUAGGCUGGUGCCCCCAACAUGAUAUCUUAUUUGAAAACUUCACAGUAGCAGAACAUCUUUCUUUCUAUGCUCAGCUGAAAGGCUUAUCACACCAGAAGUGCUCUGAAGAAGUCAAGAAGAUGCUGCACAUCCUCGAUCUGGAGGACAAGUGGGCCUCCCGGAGCAGGUUCCUGAGUGGGGGGAUGAAGCGCAAGCUCUCCAUUGGCAUCGCCCUCAUAGCAGGCUCCAAGGUGUUGAUACUGGAUGAGCCCACCUCAGGCAUGGAUGCCAUCUCUAGGAGAGCCAUUUGGGACCUUCUUCAGCAGCAGAAAAGUGACCGCACCAUCCUACUGACCACCCACUUCAUGGAGGAGGCUGACCUGCUGGGGGACCGCAUUGCCAUCAUGGCCAAUGGGGAGCUGCAGUGCUGUGGGUCAUCACUGUUCCUCAAGCAAAAGUACGGUGAGCAGCGGGAGGCAGGUGGCAGUACAGCCUCCAUCCCGUUUGAAUCUCUAUUUAUGGACUUGGAACUGAGGCAGACAGAGCUGGGCAUAGCCAGCUUUGGGGUUUCUGUCACCACCAUGGAGGAUGUCUUCAUUCGGGUUUGUAUAUUGGCAGAUGCCAGCACAACUAUCCCAAACAUCAAGCGUCCCUCCCUCCAUCCCAAGUCCCUGCUUACCAGAAUUCCUGUUGACAGAAUUAAAUAUCUUCAUUCAAGGAUAUUCUCAGUACAGACUGGUAUGCCAAUCAAACCAAACACUGGGUACAGACUUUUCUGCCAACAAUUCUAUGCCAUGUUUCUGAAAAAGGUUACACAUUCUUGGCGAAACUGGAUGUUGAUAUUAUCGAUACAGAUCCUGUUGCCUAUAGUGAUCGUUAUAUUAAGCCUCAUGUUCUUCAACUUCAAAACAAGAAGCAUGAGAAAUGUCCCAUUGGAGCUUACCCUAAAAACAUAUGGUCAGACUGUUGUUCCAUUCUUCAUUUCUCAGAAUUCUAGGCUGGAUCCUCGACUUUCAGAAAGCUUUGCAAGUAUGCUCAUGGCUGAAGGACAGAUUCCUCUAAAAGUCCUGGGUUCUAUGGAUGAGUUCCUGUUGAAAAAGGCCAAAGAAGAGCCUGAGGGCUUUAACAGACUCUAUAUAGUGGCAGCAUCCUUUGAAGAUGUGGGAAAUCACACUGUUGUAACAGCAUUAUUCAACAACCAGGUGUACCAUUCCCCUGCCCUGGCUCUGGCUUUGGUGGACAAUUUCCUUUUCAAGUUGCUUUCUGGUGCCAGGGCUUCCAUCAGCGUAUCCAACCACCCUCAACCUCAGUCAGCCUCAGAAGUCUCAGAGAAUAUCUUAUAUCAGGGCCCUAAAGGACAUUAUCUUGUUAUCAACUUGCUUUUUGGAAUAGCUUUCCUGUCUAGUUCUUUUUCCAUCUUGAUUGUUAGAGAGAGAUGCCUCUCUGCCAAGCACAUCCAGUUGGUCAGUGGAGUUUAUGUAGCUACUUACUGGCUCUCUGCUCUACUGUGGGACCUCAUCUCCUUUCUCAUCUCCAGUCUGCUGCUGGUGAUGGUGUUUUCAUACUACAAUGAAGAAGCUUUCACACGCAAUGGAAACAUGCUGGCUGUGAUCUUGAUGUUAAUGUUGUAUGGCUCAGCCAUUAUCCCCUGCAUCUACUUGGUCAGUUUCUCCUUCGAAAAUGCUGCUAAUGCGUGUGUCAAGCUUGUCAUAAUGCUCACCUUCUUGAGCAUCUGCCCCUUUGUUCUCAUCUCCAUCACAGGUGAACAAGAGCUAGGCUACACAACAGUUGCAAAAUCCUUGGAUGAUACAUUCCUGAUACUUCCAGGCUACUGCCUGGGGAUGGCUUUCUCCAACUUAUAUUACAACUUUGAAUUACAGCAGUUGUGCAAGACCAAGAACCUGAACCACAUUGAGUGCAAUGAAGUUUCAGAAGGAUAUGUGGUCCAAAAGAACAUCUAUGCCUGGGAGUCUCUAGGGAUAGGGAAGUACCUAACAGCCUUGGCUAUCUUAGGACCCAUAUAUAUAAUCCUGCUUUUCUUUAUUGAAACCAAUAUGUUCUGGAAACUGAAAACCAGGUUUGCUUACUUCUGCACAAAGAAAAAUUUGGCAGUGUUGCGCAAAGUUACACUAGUACCUGAAGACCAAGAUGUCAAAGAAGAGGCAAAAACUAUCCAGACUCAUUUGAGAAAGUUGUAUGAGAAAAAUCCACUAGUUGUUAAAAAAAUAUCAAAGAUCUAUGUCAAGAAGGUACCCCUGCUGGCUGUGAAUGAAGUAUCCUUCACCGUGCAAGCACAAGAAUGCUUUGGACUUCUUGGCCUCAAUGGAGCUGGGAAGUCUUCCGUUUUCAAAAUGCUUACUGGGGAAAAGCCCAUAACCUCUGGAGAUGCCUUUGUUAGGGGCAUCAGCAUCAAGUCUAACAUAGGGAAGGUGAGGCAGUGGAUUGGUUACUGUCCUCAGUUUGGUGGUCUGCUGAACUUCAUGACAGGCCGUGAGAUGCUCAUCAUGUAUGCCCGGAUCCGGGGCAUCCCCGAGCGCCACAUUAGUGCUUGUGUGGACCAGAUUCUUGAGGAUCUAGUUAUGGACAUAUAUGCUGAUAAGCUGAUAAAGACCUACAGUGGUGGUAACAAACGGAAGCUGAGCACCGGCAUUGCCCUGAUUGGAGAGCCUGCAGUCAUCUUCCUGGACGAGCCAUCCACUGGCAUGGACCCUGUGGCCCGGCGCCUGCUCUGGAAUGCUGUGGCCCGGGCCCGUGAGUCUGGCAAGGCCAUUGUCAUCACGUCCCACAGCAUGGAAGAAUGUGAGGCCUUGUGCACCCGGCUGGCCAUCAUGGUCCAGGGGCAGUUCAAGUGCCUGGGCAGCACUCAGCACCUCAAGAGCAAGUUCGGCAGUGGCUACUCCCUGCGGGCCAAGGUCCAGAGUGAAGGGCAGCAGGAGGCGCUGAAGGAGUUCAAGGCUUUCGUGAACCUGACCUUCCCAGGCAGUGUCCUGGAAGAUGAACACCAAGGGAUGGUCCAAUACCACCUGCCCGGCCGUGACCUCAGCUGGGCAAAGGUGUUUGGCAUUCUGGAGCAAGCCAAGAAUAAGUAUAGGUUGGAUGACUACUCGGUCAGCCAGGUCUCCUUGGAAGACAUCUUCCUGAGUUUUGCCUGCCCUGUGCCUAUUGACCAAGGAGAAGACCAACAAGGACAAGCAGAGGGAGCAGGCCCCUCCUCGCCCUCCAUUCCUCCCUCCCAACUUCCCUCCCAGCCUCCCUCUCCACCUCCUUCCCGAUCUUCUCAUUCCUCCAUUGACCCCUCUGUUUCCUCUGAAGGCUCAUCUAUCUCUCUCUGA
Molecule: messenger RNA, 5185 nt
Organism: Otolemur garnettii (small-eared galago)
Lineage: Eukaryota; Metazoa; Chordata; Mammalia; Primates; Galagidae
Product: ATP-binding cassette sub-family A member 17-like
Exons: 31
Coding region: 23-5185 (1720 amino acids)
Biological process (GO): transmembrane transport; lipid transport
Cellular component (GO): membrane; intracellular membrane-bounded organelle
Molecular function (GO): ATP binding; lipid carrier activity; ABC-type transporter activity
Source: RefSeq, a predicted model, not a curated record